Procambarus clarkii (red swamp crayfish) is the source of this 1587-nucleotide messenger RNA. RefSeq names its product basic proline-rich protein-like. Lineage: Eukaryota; Metazoa; Arthropoda; Malacostraca; Decapoda; Cambaridae. The record is from RefSeq and is a predicted model, not a curated record.
AUGGCAACCCUUCGGCACGCGCACCUUCAGCUGCAGCUGCUGCUGCUGCUGCUGCUGCUGCUCGUGGUGACCUGCAGCAUCAGUUGCCUGCACGCCCCGCCUCGCUGCUGGGGCCCUCACCGCCCCGCCUCGCUGCUGCUGGGUCCUCACCGCCCCGCCUCGCUGCUGGGGCCCUCACCGCCCCACCUCGCUGCUGCUGGGACCCUCACCGCCCCGCCUCGCUGCUGCUGGGGCCCUCACCGCCCCGCCUCGCUGCUGCUGGGGCCCUCACCGCCCCGCCUCGCUGCUGGGGCCCUCACCGCCCCGCCUCGCUGCUGCUGGGGCCCUCACGCCCCGCCUCGCUGCUGCUGGGGCCCUCACGCCCCGCCUCGCUGCUGCUGGGGCCCUCACCGCCCCGCCUCGCUGCUGCUGGCCCCUCACCGCCCCGCCUCGCUGCUGCUGGGGCCCCUCACCGCCCCGCCUCGCUGCUGCUGGGGCCCUCACCGCCCCGCCUCGCUGCUGGGGCCCUCACCGCCCCGCCUCGCUGCUGGCCCCUCACCGCCCCGCCUCGCUGCUGCUGGGGCCCUCACCGCCCCGCCUCGCUGCUGGGGCCCUCACUGCCCCGCCUCGCUGCUGCUGGGGCCCUCACCGCCCCGCCUCGCUGCUGGCUGGGGCCCUCACCGCCCCGCCUCGCUGCUGCUGGGGCCCUCACCGCCCCGCCUCGCUGCUGCUGGCCCCUCACCGCCCCGCCUCGCUGCUGCUGGGGCCCUCACCGCCCCGCCUCGCUGCUGCUGGCCCCUCACCGCCCCGCCUCGCUGCUGCUGGGGCCCUCACCGCCCCGCCUCGCUGCUGCUGGCCCCUCACCGCCCCGCCUCGCUGCUGCUGGCCCCUCACCGCCCCGCCUCGCUGCUGCUGGGGCCCUCACCGCCCCGCCUCGCUGCUGCUGGGGCCCUCACCGCCCCGCCUCGCUGCUGCUGGGGCCCUCACCGCCCCGCCUCGCUGCUGCUGGGGCCCUCACCGCCCCGCCUCGCUGCUGCUGGCCCCUCACCGCCCCGCCUCGCUGCUGCUGGGGCCUUCACCGCCCCGCCUCGCUGCUGCUGGGCUCCGUACACCCACCGUGCACGAGCUCCGUACAGCCACCGUGCACGAGCUCCGUACAGCCACCGUGCACGAGCUCCGUACACCCACCGUGCACCAGCUCCGUACACCCACCGUACACCCACCGUACACGAGCUCCGUACACCCACCGUGCACCAGCUCCGUACAGCCACCGUGCACGAGCUCCGUACACCCACUGUGCACGAGCUCCGUACACCCACCGUGCACCAGCUCCGUACACCCACCGUGCACCAGCUCCGUACAGCCACCGUGCACCAGCUCCGUACACCCACCGUGCACCAGCUCCGUACAGCCACCGUGCACGAGCUCCGUACACCCACCGUGCACCAGCUCCGCGAGGAACACCGCACUUCACCCAACCUGAGACGUCGAAAUGACAGUGAAUCGACAAUAUUCGACAAUCGACCGAUAUUCGACGUUCAGAUCUGCUCAAAUAACGAACCUUCACAGCCCAGCCCCAGCCACGCUCACACUCCAACAAGACCUUGA